This is a messenger RNA of Nannospalax galili (Upper Galilee mountains blind mole rat), 2171 nucleotides long. RefSeq names its product vimentin (gene Vim). Gene Ontology annotation, molecular function: structural constituent of cytoskeleton. Gene Ontology annotation, biological process: intermediate filament organization. The record is from RefSeq and is a predicted model, not a curated record. Gene Ontology annotation, cellular component: plasma membrane; intermediate filament; cytoplasm. The coding region runs from base 450 to 1850 and encodes 466 amino acids. The transcript is spliced from 9 exons. Lineage: Eukaryota; Metazoa; Chordata; Mammalia; Rodentia; Spalacidae.
CCCCUUUGGCGUGGGGCCAGGGACCACUUUGCUCCACUUUCCGGAUCUCCCCUUUCGCCCACCACGCGAUCCCCCCUUUCUCAGCACUCAGGGGUGAACAGAACUCAAGCCGUCACCAGGAAGGUCCUAGCCCAACCCAAGAAGUAACGGGACCGAGCCCGAUGGGGCGGCCCUGGAGGAAAGCUGGAGGGAGCCCUCGCCCCAACUCCCCUCCCCCUUCCUCACUUCUUUCUGGGUCCCCAUUGGCUGGCGCGCCCAGAGGCUAGGAUGGCAGUGGGAGGGGACCCUCUUUCCUAACAGCGUUAUAAAAGCAGCUCCCUUGGCGGGGUCCAGUCCUCUGCCACUCUUGCUCCGGGGACCCUGUACCAGAGACACCUCAGCGCUUCCACCGCUCACAUCGCCGCACCCUCGCUCGCUUCUCCGAGCCGGUCAGUGCACCCGCAGCAGCCAUGUCCACCAGGUCCGUGUCCUCGUCCUCCUACCGCAGGAUGUUCGGUGGCCCCGGCACGUCCAACCGGCAGAGCUCCAACCGGAGCUACGUGACCACGUCCACCCGUACCUACAGCCUGGGCAGCGCGUUGCGCCCCAGCACCAGCCGCAGCCUCUUCUCGUCGUCCCCGGGUGGCGCCUAUGUGUCCCGGUCCUCGGCGGUGCGUCUGCGGAGCAGCAUGCCCGGAGUCCGACUGCUGCAGGACUCGGUGGACUUCUCGCUGGCCGACGCCAUCAACACCGAGUUCAAAAACACCCGCACCAACGAGAAGGUGGAGCUGCAGGAGCUCAACGACCGCUUCGCCAACUACAUCGACAAGGUGCGCUUCCUGGAGCAGCAGAACAAGAUCCUGCUGGCGGAGCUGGAGCAGCUCAAGGGCCAGGGCAAGUCCCGGCUUGGGGACCUGUACGAGGAGGAGAUGCGCGAGCUGCGGCGGCAGGUGGAUCAGCUCACCAACGACAAGGCCCGCGUUGAGGUGGAGCGCGACAACCUGGCUGAAGACAUCAUGAGACUCCGGGAGAAAUUGCAGGAGGAGAUGCUCCAGAGGGAAGAGGCCGAGAGCACCCUGCAGUCUUUCAGACAGGAUGUUGACAAUGCUUCUCUGGCACGUCUCGACCUUGAACGUAAAGUGGAAUCUUUGCAAGAAGAGAUUGCCUUUUUGAAGAAGCUGCACGAUGAGGAAAUACAGGAGCUUCAGGCUCAGAUUCAGGAACAGCAUGUCCAGAUCGAUGUGGACGUUUCCAAGCCCGACCUCACUGCUGCUCUGCGGGAUGUCCGCCAGCAGUACGAAAGUGUGGCUGCCAAGAACCUCCAGGAGGCAGAGGAAUGGUACAAGUCGAAGUUUGCCGACCUCUCGGAGGCUGCUAACCGGAACAAUGAUGCCUUGCGCCAGGCAAAGCAGGAGUCAAAUGAGUACCGGAGACAAGUGCAGUCCCUCACCUGCGAAGUGGAUGCCCUUAAAGGAACUAAUGAGUCCCUGGAACGCCAGAUGCGUGAAAUGGAAGAGAACUUUGCUGUUGAAGCUGCUAACUACCAGGACACUAUUGGCCGCCUGCAGGAUGAGAUUCAGAACAUGAAAGAAGAGAUGGCCCGUCACCUUCGUGAAUACCAGGACCUGCUCAAUGUUAAGAUGGCUCUUGACAUUGAGAUUGCCACCUACAGGAAGCUGCUGGAAGGCGAGGAGAGCAGGAUUUCUCUGCCUCUACCAAGCUUUGCAUCCCUGAACCUGAGAGAGACUAAUCUGGAUUCACUCCCUCUGGUUGAUACCCACUCAAAAAGGACUCUUCUGAUCAAGACUGUUGAAACCAGAGAUGGACAGGUUAUCAAUGAAACUUCUCAGCAUCAUGAUGAUCUUGAAUAAAAUUCGCACACAUUCAGUGCUACAAUACAGUACCAGCAAGAAGAGAAAAGAAAUCCAUAUAUUAAGGAAACAGCUUUCAAGUGCCUUUCUGCAGUUUUUCAGGAGCGCAAGAUAGAUGUGGAAUAGGAAUUAGCUCUAGUUCUUAACAACCGACACUCCUAAAAGAUUUAGAAAAAGGUUUACAGCAUAAUCUAGUUUACAAAGAAGUCUUGUGCUAGAAUACUUUUUAAAAAGUAUUUUUGAAUACCAUUAAAACUGCUUUUUUUUCCAGCAAAUAUCUGACCAACUUGUUACUGCUUCAAUAAAUAUUUGGAAAUACUC